This is a messenger RNA of Dioscorea cayenensis subsp. rotundata (Guinea yam), 1041 nucleotides long. Its product is annotated as squamosa promoter-binding-like protein 13A. Gene Ontology annotation, molecular function: DNA binding. Lineage: Eukaryota; Viridiplantae; Streptophyta; Magnoliopsida; Dioscoreales; Dioscoreaceae. The transcript has 3 exons. Gene Ontology annotation, cellular component: nucleus. The coding region runs from base 40 to 936 and encodes 298 amino acids. The record is from RefSeq and is a predicted model, not a curated record.
CUUCUUCUUCCUUUACCUUAUUCUCUCCAUGCUAUCAUUAUGAUCAUGAACAUGAACAUGAACCUCUCUUCCACCUCCAAUGACUCUCCACCACCUCCCUCAUUUUUCCCUUUCCCUUCCUUUCAACCUCCAUUAAUGAACAACCUCAACUUCAACUACAACUACAACUACAAUUACAACUAUAACAAUCAUCAAUAUCUCAUGCCAAUGACCAACAGCUCUUACACUACAAACUUGUUAGCAAAGCCAGAACAGGACAUCAGUGUUAGUUCUAUUGGUCUUAACUUAGGCCAGAGAACUUAUUUCUCUUCAGAUGAUGUUUCAAUGAUAAACAAAAUCUUUUCAAGGUCUAGAGGAGUGUAUUCAUCAUUGUCUAACCAGCAACCACCCAAGUGUCAAGCUGAAGGUUGUCAUUCAGAUCUUUCUUUGGCUAAACAUUAUCAUAGAAGACACAAGGUCUGUGAGUUUCACUCCAAAGCCACCAUUGUUAUUGCUGCUGGUUUACAGCAAAGGUUCUGCCAACAAUGCAGCAGGUUCCAUGUGUUGUCUGAGUUUGAUGAGACAAAGAGGAGUUGCAGAAAGCGUUUGGCUGAUCAUAAUAGGAGAAGAAGAAAACCUCAACUUCAUAAGAACAAGCAAGUCAUGAUCAUGAGCACUAGUAAUUCAUAUGGGAACAAGGGAAACAUGGAAGGGGAGAAGAAGAUGGAGGUUGAGACAUUUGAGUUUGAAUUUUCAAACUUGGACCAGAACCAAAACCAAGUACAUGAUUUUAUUGUGUCUGAUCAACAUGAUGAACAACAAACAAGUCCAAACAUGUCUCUUCUUCUUCAUCAUGAUCAUAACUUGUUCUGUUCUACUUCAAGUGGAGAACAACAUGAACAACAACAACAACAACAUAACCAUGAAGAUGUCAUGUUUGAGGUUGAGUUCAUGUGAUCAUAUUUUUUCAUUUCCAUGCAUGCAUGCAUGCAUGGCCUUGAGAAAUUAAUAUAUAUUGAGAGGGGGAGAAAGAUGGGUUUCUUCUCUAUAUCUGUCUACUAU